Molecule: messenger RNA, 514 nt
Organism: Dimorphilus gyrociliatus
Lineage: Eukaryota; Metazoa; Annelida; Polychaeta; Dinophilidae
Source: the annotation of a GenBank genome assembly
CAAAUUUCCGGUUCCGGGUCUUACUACUCAUAACUACUCAAUAUCUUUAUUCAAGAAAAAGUUGCCUUUUUAAUACGGUGAGUUAUAAAAUACUCAAAAAUUCGAUACAUUGAGCGCAAUUUCGUAUUCGUUACGAACAGCUGUUACAUUUAAUAGAUUUCAAAUUAUGACCAUUCGCGAAAGAAUGUCGACAGAGAAGACCAAGUAUUAUCGUUUAAAAGAGACAUCAGAGGGAUAUGUUGAUCUUAGGUUUGAGCAACAAAUCAAACGUCCUAUUCCUUAUCGGGCUAUCCUGUUAGCUGUUGCUCUAUUUACUUGUGGAACGUUUUUUCUAGUCAUAGGCGGUAUGCUGGUUGGUGGUCUCAUUGCCGAAGAAUAUAAAGAUAGAACAUGGCCUGUACUCUUCCUAGGAGCGAUUAUGUUCAUACCAGGAGCCUAUCACGUAAGGCUAGCAUAUUUGGCUUACAAAGGAUAUGACGGUUACAGCUUUGACGAUAUACCUACAUUUGAGUGA